CUGGCAGGCAGAGCAAAUGAGUUUGUUGAUGACUAUUCUCGCAUUUAAAAAACAACUUUUCUUACAUGUGUCAAAUCGCAGAAUAAAUUCUGGUAGUUUAGAAGCAAACGUCUGUGGUCAGUAUUGUUUUGAGUCAGUUAUCGGCUGCUGCCAAACCGGUAAAUAAUUAUCUUGGGCUGUACAGUCCCACGCAAUGCUAGCUGCCUUGCUCUUUAUUAGCUAUUCCUAAAUUAACUUGUCACUUUUAACGAAUUUAGCACACAGUGGUGAGAAGUAUGUCGACAUUUACUAGCCGAGUAUGGAGCUGCUUGGACAAGCUGCUUCGUUUCCUGCCUAUCGUAGUGAACACUGUGCUGGUAUUCUCCAUCACCGCAGAAGUUAGCUAUCUUGUUAUAGUGGAGGCACCACGCGAACCGGAGCAGCAGAAAAGCGAGUGGUCGGCGGUCUGGAAAUCUGUGCAUCUCGUUUGUCAGUACUUCAUGUUGGGCAACAUCACGUGGAACGCCUCGCUGUUUCUCAAAACCAGCCCGAGCAUUCGCGGUGUGUUCCUCGGUGGUGAAGGCGUCGGUCAGGGAUGGAGGUACUGCUACACCUGCGAGACGCACACCCCGCCGCGCUGCUCCCACUGCUACGACUGCAACGUGUGCGUGCUGCGGCGUGACCACCACUGCGUGUUCUUCGGCCAGUGCGUGGGCCUGCGCAACUACCGCUACUUCCUGUGCUGCCUGCUGUUCAUGUGGGCCGGCCUGCUGUACGCCGUGGUGAUGAACGCCGAGGUCUUCAUCGUCAUCCUGAAGGAGGGCGUCACGCUGCACAGCGUCAUGCUGCUGGUCGUGCCCUGGAUCAUGCUGGUCUCCGGGCAGGUGACGGCUCGGGCGUUCGCCUUCGCCUUCAUCGCGGACACGUGCGUGAUCGGCUUCCUCCUGGUGGCGGCCUUCCUCUUCUUCCACGUGGGGCUGAUGAUCCGGGGCCAGACCACCCGGGAGUGGUACUCCAGCCGCCGGCCCUACGACCUGGGCGUCCUGGGCAACAUGCGGGAGUGCCUGGGUGAACGCUGGUACCUGUGCUGGCUCAGCCCCCUCAUCCCCUCCCCUCUUCCUGGGGAUGGCAUCCACUUCAAGGUCACUGGGUCGCUGGAGCCUGUCGGCAGCACUGCCUCAUUGUAACCCCAGGGAUUCGACCCGCCAGCGCACCCUGGUGGUGUAUGUCACAGCCUAAGGGAGGAUAAUUCCCUUUAUGUUGGUCCUCAUCGUUGGUGGCUGUCCUUCAUGCUCAUAUAAAGGAACUGUAUGAUUUUUUACAUUUUUUUUUAUUUACAAAUUUAGAAAAUUGUCCUUCAGACUUAAUUGUGUUGGGAUUCAGAUGGCCAGGUGUUAUUGUUUUUAUGUUUGCAUGCUGCACUAAUUUGCUCCAGAGAAAAAGAACAGGCUUGGUUUACUAGGUCUGAGUAAACACGCAUAGCUCUGUCUGACAGAGACUUCACUCCUCUUAUUUGAGUGCUGUAGUUUGCUGGUGUGCUUACUGAUAUUUGCACAUUGACUCUUUCAGUACGUGUUCUUGCACUUUGGGGAAUUGCCACUAUUAUAUGAUUGAAGGGGCAUAAGUAAGACAAACUUCAGAGGGUGAAUGACAAAGUAACCUCAGUGUUUCAACACCAACAAAGUUCGUUGAUCACUGUACUGGAGAAAAGGUUUUUGCUUAUUUUGUUUUGUGCCUGUUUAUUAAUUGCACUGUUUUGUCAUUCAUUUUAUGGCUUUAUUUUCUGAAAAGAAAUCAGUUUUUAAAAAAUGGAUCGAUUGUUUUACUGUCCAAGAGCGCCCCCUAUCUUUCAUGCAGUAAAUAACCGUAACAGUACAUUGCAUUACUUAUUUAGCAGUCGCUUCUAUCUAGAACUUUGAAAAGAAGCUUUCAAGUGGCUUUGUUGAGGAUAAAACUACAUCCCACUUCCGUUUUUCCAAUAACUACUACCUCAACAUCACAGAGUGCAUUACACAUUGGAGAAGUUAAAACACUGUUCUGUAUUGCGCUGCAGUUUUGUCAUUAGCUUAAUGUUAUUCGGGACAUAUUUAGGUCCUCAGAAAAGUAAUUAUUAUGACCAUUUUUAUAUGUGAGUUUUAGUGUAAGGCCAACCGUUAAAGAGUCUGUGUGUGUGUGUGUGUAUAUAUAUAUAUAUAUAUAUAUAUAUAUAUAUACACACACACACACACACACACACACACACACACACUAAACUACAGCGGCUUCUUUUGACACGUGUUCAGUGGUCAGGCUGUAGCACUGGUCUCUCUGGGCAUCUCUCUGCAGUUGCAGCACUCAGAGGAUGUAAAGCAGUGUUGAGUGCUGAAUGUUGACCACUGGAGAUACCGUAUUUAUGAUCAUGAAUUUGAGAUGCGACUGCCUUCCCCCCCCUCUCACCUGGGCAGAUGUUGUGGUGUGAUGCGUUGUGCGGCUGUGUCAGUCUGAUGCUGAAGUCCAGCUGUUCCAGGCAGCUCGUGCACCAUUUUGAACAGAAUUUCCCAGAGCGUCCCUGUAGUCGUGAAGGACCCACAGUCAACUUACCACCCACGCGGCAUGAAAGUAACAUAAGUAAUAUAUUUUAAUACCUUUUGCGACAUUCAUGCUUGUCGACAGCGCAUGAGAAACGUCAGAUAUUUAGUUUGAGACCCUCUGUGUAAUUCCGGAGGGUUCCACCGUAGUGGUUUGUGUGCUGCGUUUAACCUGAGGUUAGUGUUCCAGGGUCUGAAUGUACAGGGAUAUCACGGUACUUCAGGCUACUGUGGUACCGAGACACCAGUCACCACCUUCUUUGAUUAAAACCAGGAUGUUAAACCCAGUUCAGGUUGGUUGAUCUGGAGUGCUCUGCUGUGUGGAAGUCUGGACCAGAGGGUUUUGUGUUGACACCUGCAGUAGGCCUGUUGUGGGACGUGUAGAUGGUUUGUUGAAACUGUUGUACCCAGGGAAUUUUUUACUAAUAUUUGUCUGUACUAAAUUUGAAAAGCAGCCAGCCUCAUGAGGCUGUUUGUGCUUGAUGUGCGCUUUGUCCCUGGAUUUAAUUCUCAUGUCUUUUAAAAUAGAUUUUGCUCCAGAAAACUGUAAAUGAAUGCGUCGAUGUUCAUGAUAGAUGUUAAUUGACUUUCCUGUAUUGAUCCUUUUCCUUCCAAAACCAGAGCUUGGGUGCCCUUUCGCGGCUGAGUGAUUUAUCUUCUUAGGCGGCUGCAUUUCACAAGAGUCCUCAUGGUGCUGUGCAGAUAACUCUCAAACCCUGCGAGCUUCUCCUGAAGCAGGAUGAGCUGUGCAUUUACUCCUGUAGCACCUCGACUGUUUCACCCUUUCUCUCACCCUCCGAAUCACACCUGGGCCAAAUACUUCAUUCUUUGGAUUUAAAUACUUUUCUCUGCUGAGGUGCUCUUGCCUGGUGCAAUUGUGUGAGGCAAGAGAAUCAGAAGGUGGAACUUUUUUCCCCCCCAUAGGUUCCAAUACACCAGACAAACUCUGUAAAGCCUAGAAAAGUAUUUGAAUCCAGAAAGAUGACGUAUUUGACCCAGGUCUGUUCCGAAGCGGGAUACUUUUUGCCUUAAAAGGAAGAAAAUGCAUACUCUCGCCAUGCAUAAUCAAACCUGUGCUGUCCUCCAAUCUGUCCAAGGUUUUAACAUUACUGUGUUUUUAAAGCUGUAUCAUAAUAUAUCCCUUUAACUGGGUGCAUGUACACUUGGAGAAUAUCAUUUUGGAAAUUGGUUUCCAAAAGCAGGUAGAUGAAGGGAUACGUAAUCUAUUAAAUGUGCAGAACUUCAGUGCAGAAUCCUGUCCCUUUUGUUGUUUGGUUUUCUUGUUAGGGAGAUUUUAAUGAAAGGUGUAAUAAAAGAUACUUGUGCUAUGAAAGGUUUGUAUUAUCUGUGGGUGUGUUUUGUGAAAGAAAAGCAUGCAUGUUUCUAAAAACAUAAAUCUCGACAUAAACAAGUCUAAA
This is a messenger RNA of Conger conger (European conger), 3964 nucleotides long. It is a transcript of the gene zdhhc24, whose product is annotated as zinc finger DHHC-type containing 24. Gene Ontology annotation, molecular function: protein-cysteine S-palmitoyltransferase activity. The record is from RefSeq and is a predicted model, not a curated record. Lineage: Eukaryota; Metazoa; Chordata; Actinopteri; Anguilliformes; Congridae. Gene Ontology annotation, biological process: peptidyl-L-cysteine S-palmitoylation; protein targeting to membrane. Gene Ontology annotation, cellular component: Golgi apparatus; endoplasmic reticulum. The transcript is spliced from 3 exons. The coding region runs from base 276 to 1166 and encodes 296 amino acids.